Molecule: messenger RNA, 1909 nt
Organism: Drosophila nasuta
Lineage: Eukaryota; Metazoa; Arthropoda; Insecta; Diptera; Drosophilidae
Product: nuclear export factor 4
Exons: 2
Coding region: 115-1692 (525 amino acids)
Biological process (GO): poly(A)+ mRNA export from nucleus
Cellular component (GO): nucleus
Molecular function (GO): protein binding; RNA binding
Source: RefSeq, a predicted model, not a curated record
UAUUCCUACAUUUACUACGACACAUUUAUUAAAAGUUGUUUUCUUUUCUUUGAUUUUCUUGUCUUACUUUGUCAUCAAUUUGUUUUGUAAAUUGAGAAAUUCCAUUAUAAAAUUAUGAACAAGGAGAACGAUGCUGUGAACUCUUCAGCCCAGCGACCGUGUUCAUCUAAAGAGGCAACUGCUAAACACACUUAUCGCCAAUAUCCCUAUGGACGAUAUGCCAUUCCGAUCAGUCCUUACGGUUGGUAUCGCAUCCUCAUCUACAGCCACAAAAGUGGCUACAGUAAUGCUGAAGUGUUGAAUAAGCUGCGUCGAGUGGUGGCGCCUCGAAGGCUAAGGAUUUACUAUCUGCAGGAGAGUGGGCAGCUGGAAGAAGAGCAGGAGCAAGACAGAUUUGCUACCUUCACAUUCUAUGUGGAUAGCUUCAAGUUAGCAGCAGAGCUACAGUUGCGUGGACAUUGUCCGCCUGUGAUUGGAGUGAGAGUCGAUGAUGAGCCGCCAAGGAUUGAAGUGAAUGACAUCUAUCGGGAGAAGUUGCGUCAGGUGAUCUUAUCACGCUAUAAUGCUGCGAAACGUAGGUUGAAUCUCUCUCGAUUCUAUGCCGAUGAUCAGUUAAGGGGCGAGUUCUGUGCUCUGCAGCAAUUCGAGUGUCUUGAGGCCAUCAUCGAGAUCAUGGCGCAGGAGAUGCCGAGAUUGCGUCACCUACUGCUGGACAAUAAUCAUCUUUGUAUUCUGGAUGGUUUUCGUAAUAUUGAGAAGCUAUUUCCUAGACUGAAAAGCAUUUCCCUGCAGCGCAAUGAGCUGAAGCGACUGCGCGAGUUGCGCGUCUUCGAGAAGCUUAGGAAACUGGAAAAACUAAACGUGAGGCGGAAUCCGUUGCCGCUUAACUAUGAGCAGCAUCUGGUCAUAAUGAUGCCGCAACUACGCAAGCUGAAUCGCAGAAGAGCCACCAGAUGGAGGAGAGUAAUCACCGUCAGAGACACUGACUCAGAUAGCGAUGUAGAGAGCGUCGUAAUGCCAAAGCCCAGCAACUUGCAUCGCGACCAGCAGCCUGGAAUUCGGAAAUUUGUGCGUCGCUAUCUCAAGGCAUUUGAUGGCGAUCAGCGAAGUAGCGAUAUGGAACGCUUUUAUCACGACAACGCUUUGCUCUCGCUGACCCUGGCCAAGGAUCAAGGAUCAGCAGCAUGGACCGCUCCCUAUGCUACCUUUGAUCGCCAGCUUUUGGCAACCCGCCAAGCGAUUCACGAGUUGUUCACAGCAUGGCCAAAAACACUGCAUCGGGCAGCUACAAUGACCUUGGACCUGAUGCUGGUGCAGCCGAAAAUGUUGUCUGUAUCGAUUACCGGUACAUUCAUGGAGAAACAGCAGCAGCAACAGCAACAACGACAUUAUAUGCGAACCUUUGUGCUGUCGCGGAGCCAUGAGACUGACGAUUUUCGCAUUGCCAAUGAGCUCAUCCAUCUGGAUCGUGGCACGCGGUUCAUUCCCAAUCCCAGCCAGCGCCAUCUAAUGACCAGGCUAUCGUCGGCGACGCGAUUGAAAUCUCGCUGGUGCUGCCAGUUUCUCAAGGAUACCAAUUGGGACUACCAGCAGGCUUUGUUGGCAUUCCAAGCACUCCUUCGUCGUCACCAGCUGCCCAAGAAGGCGUUCACUGGCAAAUGCGCUGUUGCCCAACCCAAGUGGAGGCUGUGACGUCAAACUUGAAUUUCUGUAUUUCUGUAUUCCCAAUGUGCCCGCAGGGAAAUUGAAAAUUCCACUGAUUAUGCUGAUUACAUUUUAUUUGAAUUUGUCGUGAGUGUAUGAAGAGUCUCAUGGCUGGGACAUUCCAUCAUUGCAUAAAUUCAUAUUAUUUAUCCCCAUUUAUUUCAUUAUUUAUUUUACAAACUAAUGAGAUUAUUAAAAAUACCAA